Molecule: messenger RNA, 1345 nt
Organism: Vombatus ursinus (common wombat)
Lineage: Eukaryota; Metazoa; Chordata; Mammalia; Diprotodontia; Vombatidae
Product: epidermal growth factor receptor kinase substrate 8-like protein 3
Exons: 8
Coding region: 127-927 (266 amino acids)
Biological process (GO): positive regulation of ruffle assembly; regulation of Rho protein signal transduction; Rho protein signal transduction
Cellular component (GO): vesicle; ruffle membrane; plasma membrane
Molecular function (GO): actin binding
Source: RefSeq, a predicted model, not a curated record
CCACUCUGUCAUCUUAUCCAAUUCAUCAGAUCUAUCUCACGUACAGAGGUCCAAGGACUCCAAGAAACUAGAUUCCAGCACCCUGCUUGGAACCAGAACUGUGCCAGUACUUUGGUGACCACCUCUAUGGACUCUGAGCUUUGCAGGCACCAAUCUUUCAACAUGAAUAAAAAUACUGAGCACCAGAUGAUUAAGACUACCUAUCCGAGAGAGAACCAGUACCCAACUAGAGAUAUGGAGAUUCUGAUUCAUGUCAAGGAUGAUAUCAUUACGUUUGUGGAAAAGGUGAAAGAAAAAGUCAACAAGGAAAAAGAGUCAAAGGUAUGGCUCCCAGCCCCCCAGUACAUAGACUACUUCCAGAAGAUCAAGUAUGCCUUCAACCUCUUGGGGAAGAUAAGCAGCUGCCUGGAAGAGUCAAUUGUCAGAGAAUUAGUCUUCAACCUCUUUCAGUCUCUGGAAUUCGUCAUUUAUUAUUGCCCUAACUACAAAACACUACCAAGACUGGUAAACUGUCCCCUGCUGACAGACAAGGCCAUAAAACUGCUGAACACAAACCUGAAAGAAAACCACAUUAAUUAUUGGAAGAAACUUGGAACUGCUUGGACCGUAACACGGGAUUCUUGGCCAGAAUACGAACCUGUACCUCCAGCCUAUACACCCACUUUUUAUGAUGGCUGGCAGCUCCCCGAAAUCACCCAUUUUGAGCCAGUCAAGACGGAUGCUAAGGACCAAGUGGAGCAGCGGAUUGGAGGGCCUCAGUCAUCCCGCUCCCUUUUCCCACGUCUGUACAUCCAUUCUUCUCCUCUGGAAUCUACCCGCUGUGUUGUGGACUUUACCCGUGAGAAGAAAGGAGAGAAGGUUACAAAACCCCUAGAAUUUCAGAGUCAGAAAAGACCUCAGGGGCUGUGUAAUCCAGCCUAUGCCUAAAGAAGAAUGCCUUCUACAACGUGCCCCACCCUCUGGUCCUCUGGCCGGCAUGAUGGGGGGCCUACUGCCUCUCAAGGCAGCUUCCUCUGCUUUUUGUGAGAAAGCUCUUCCUGACAUCAGCCUAAAUCUGCUUCUUUGCACCUGAGACUCCUUGCUCCUCGACCUGCUCUCUAGGGCCCAACCACACCUUCCUUUCCUGUGUACACAGUCCCAUCCCCUUUGACUCAUCACUACAUGACAUCAAAUUGAGCACCUUCAUCAUUCUGGUUAAGGCAAGAAGUGACAGUCUUCAUUCCUGCCUCUUACUAAAGCCCAGAGCCAUUCCUCAAUCCUACAUAUUUAUGUUUUCUUCUCAUCUGUGCCCAGCCCCCAAAUCCUGAGCCUUUGUCCUGCUUCUUCCCUGACUCCACUUAUCCCA